Messenger RNA from Ascoidea rubescens DSM 1968, 828 nucleotides. It is a transcript of the gene HNT3, whose product is annotated as DNA 5'-adenosine monophosphate hydrolase. Gene Ontology annotation, biological process: single strand break repair; double-strand break repair. Bases 53 to 733 code for a protein of 226 amino acids. Gene Ontology annotation, molecular function: mismatched DNA binding; single-stranded DNA binding; single-strand break-containing DNA binding. Gene Ontology annotation, cellular component: nucleus. Lineage: Eukaryota; Fungi; Ascomycota; Saccharomycetes; Ascoideales; Ascoideaceae. The record is from RefSeq and is a predicted model, not a curated record. The transcript has a single exon.
UGAAUUUGUAGAGACAAUAGAAAACCCCAUUUUUUUUACUGAUAUUAAAAAAAUGAAAUCGAAUAACAGCUUUAGAUCGGCUUUGAAUUGUUAUAUAAAACAUCCUGAAAAAUAUCCAAAUGAUGUUCUAUAUUAUGAUUCGGAUUUUACAGUAGUUUACGAUAAAUAUCCAAAAGCUCAAGUUCAUUUACUAGUUUUACCAAGAGACCUGAUAAAAACAACUCAGUCGCCAUUUUUAGUAUUUAAUUAUAAAAACGAUCCUGAUAAGGUUUUUCAAAAUCAGUUACUACUUUGCAUUGAAAAAACAAAACCAAUUGCAAUUCAACAGUUGGUUAUAAAAUUUCCAUUCCUAAUUCAGCAGUCUCUAAAUUUUGAUGAAUACUUUAAAGUUGGUUUUCAUGCAAUUCCUUCCUUAAGCAAUUUGCACGUUCAUGUAAUUUCAAAGGAUAAUUUGAGUGAAAGAUUGAAAACAAAAAAACAUUAUAUUUCAUUUAAUUCUCCGUUUUUAUUAAAUUUAUACGAUUUGAUAAAGAAUAAUGCACUUAAUCAAAGGGACAUUAACUCUGACGAAUUUUUCAAUAUUGCAAAAGAGAUGAAAAAAAUAAUGGCACAAGAUAUGAAAUGUUGGAAAUGUGGUUUGAAUUUUCGUAAUGAUUUCAAAAAAUUAAAGGAUCAUUUGGUAAUAGAAGCUAAUGCUAUUUAUAAAGAAGAUAGAGAGAAAAUUAAAUCAUAGAAUUAAGAACAUUAUUAAAUUUUAUUUUUUUAUAUUUGCAUAAAAUUCUUUUUUUUUCGCACUAUUUUUAAAAACUUGUUUCUGUAAUAUUCUGU